UCUCCACCGACUCUGGAGCAGCCUGCGCUUGCCAGCCUCCCCCCACCCCAACCCGCCUCCUAGCCCAGCACCUCACCCGGUCCCCCGCCCCCAGGCAGGAACACACACACACACACACACACACACACAGAGGCACGCGCGUCCACGGGCGCGCGUGAACACAGAGGCAAUGCAGCUUUAAAAAAGGGCCAGUUGCAGACUGAAAGGCUGAUCCACGUGAAAGCUGGUUUGUUGCUAUUGAUUGCACCUCGCGUGUUGACAAACGGCCCGGGCACCGUCGCUGCCGCUGCCUCCGCUGCCGCGGCUGUCGCUACCACCGCCACCGCCAGGGCUUUGCAGUCCGGGGCUGCAGUUUGCAGGGAAGGAGCGGAGGGAGCGGAGCCGGCGCGUGCUGCUUUAAUUCCACGUCAGCUCAACUUUGAUCAAUAUCCCCCUGCCGGCGGCGGCCCAAUCGGAGGCGCCUGCCCAGCCAGCAGCCAGCCAGCCCGCAGCCAGCCAGCCAGCAGAGAGCCAGCCGGCUAGCGAGCGAGCCCGCAAGCCCGCAGCCUUGGCUUCAUCUCCUGCUUUUCCCCCCACCCCUAGCCGUACCGUACCCGUCAUCUUUGGGGGAAAGUCUAGGAGAUUUAAAAAACCAUUCUUCCUAUUCUUUUUAGGGACAGGGAGAGUAAUUGCUAUAGCCAUUAGAGCUUCCAGAUUGGUGUGAAGACAGAAGGAGGGAGGGGGGCUGAUUGAUAGAGAGGGGUAUAGAGGAAAAGAGAAAGAGAGAAGAGAGACAGAAGAGUGAGAGAUAGAGGAGAGACUAGAGAGGAGAGCCAGUGAAAGAGGGAGAAAGAAGAGAGAAAAGUAAGAGAAAGAAAGAGAAGAGAAAGGGGGGGAACAGGAGAGAGAGAGAGAGAGAGAGAGAGAGAGAGAGAGAGAGAGAGAGAGAGAGAGAGAGAGAGAGAGAGAGAGAGAGAGAGAGAGAGAGAGAGAGAGAGAGAGAGAGGAGAAGAAGAAGGAGGAGGAGGAGAGGGGAGGGAAGAAGAGAAGAGGGGAGGGAGGGAGAGGAGGGAGGAGGGAGAGUAGAGGAGAGAGAGAGAGAGAGAGAGAGAGAGAGAGAGAGAGAGAGAGAGGCAGAGGCAGUGAGAGAGAGCCAGGGAGAGGGGAAAGGAGAGAAUAAGAAGAGGAGGAGGUGGAGGAGGAGGAGAAAAGGGAAGACUAGUGUGUGGGGCAGAGAGGAAAAGCAAGUUGGGGCGCGGGUGGAGAGAAGCCUGAGAAUUCUUUUUCUGCUUCCUUUCCCCCAAUUAGAAUCCUUUUUCUUUCCCUCUCCUCGGUUUUCUUUUUCGCUUCGUCCCAGUUGCGCCCAUGCAUUUUUCAGUCUCCGUUUAGGGAAGGAAGCAGGGCAAGACUGAAGAAAAUGAGGCAAGGCGCGCUCCAGACCAGCUGCCUCCUGGUCCUGGGCUUCUUGGCUCAUUCUUUCGGAGGAUUCCCCAACACCAUCAGCAUAGGUGGACUCUUCAUGAGAAACACCGUCCAGGAGCACAGCGCUUUCCGCUUUGCCGUCCAGUUAUACAACACCAACCAGAACACCACCGAGAAGCCCUUCCAUUUGAAUUACCACGUUGAUCACUUGGACUCUUCCAAUAGUUUCUCUGUGACUAACGCUUUCUGCUCCCAGUUCUCCAGAGGGGUGUAUGCCAUCUUUGGAUUCUAUGACCAGAUGUCAAUGAACACCCUGACCUCCUUCUGUGGAGCUCUGCACACAUCCUUUGUCACACCCAGCUUCCCCACUGAUGCUGAUGUGCAGUUUGUCAUCCAGAUGCGGCCAGCACUGAAGGGCGCCAUCUUGAAUCUGCUGAGCCACUACAAGUGGGAGAAGUUUGUGUACCUGUAUGACACUGAAAGAGGAUUCUCAAUCCUCCAGGCCAUUAUGGAGGCUGCUGUGCAAAACAAUUGGCAAGUGACCGCGAGGUCUGUGGGAAGCAUCAAGGAUGUGCAGGAAUUCCGGAGAAUCAUUGAGGAAAUGGACAGGCGUCAGGAGAAACGAUAUUUGAUUGACUGCGAAGUGGAGAGGAUCAACACAAUUCUGGAGCAGGUAGUAAUCCUGGGGAAACAUUCCAGAGGUUAUCACUACAUGCUUGCUAAUCUGGGCUUCACGGACAUCGUCCUGGAGAGAGUCAUGCAUGGGGGUGCCAACAUUACUGGAUUCCAGAUCGUGAACAAUGAGAACCCCAUGGUUCAGCAGUUCAUACAACGCUGGGUGAGACUGGAUGAAAGAGAGUUUCCAGAAGCCAAGAAUUCCCCCUUGAAGUACACAUCCGCCUUGACACAUGAUGCUAUACUGGUCAUAGCAGAAGCUUUCCGCUACCUGCGCAGGCAGCGAGUGGAUGUCUCCAGGAGAGGCAGUGCUGGAGACUGCUUGGCCAACCCUGCAGUGCCCUGGAGUCAAGGAAUCGAUAUCGAGAGAGCUCUAAAAAUGGUCCAAGUACAAGGAAUGACUGGAAAUAUCCAAUUUGACACUUAUGGACGCCGUACAAAUUAUACAAUUGACGUGUAUGAAAUGAAAGUUACUGGCUCUCGGAAAGCUGGCUACUGGAAUGAAUAUGAAAGGUUUGUUCCUUUCUUGGAUCAGCAAGUCAGCAACGACAGUUCGUCAUCUGAGAACAGGACUAUCGUGGUGACUACCAUUCUGGAAUCUCCCUAUGUGAUGUACAAGAAGAACCAUGAACAACUAGAAGGCAACGAGCGCUAUGAAGGCUAUUGCGUUGACUUAGCCUAUGAAAUAGCCAAGCACGUGAGGAUCAAAUACAAGUUGUCCAUUGUUGGAGAUGGGAAAUAUGGUGCCAGGGAUCCCGAAACAAAAAUAUGGAAUGGCAUGGUUGGAGAACUCGUCUAUGGGAGAGCAGAUAUAGCUGUCGCCCCGCUCACUAUAACUCUGGUCCGUGAAGAAGUGAUAGACUUUUCCAAGCCCUUCAUGAGUCUGGGCAUCUCGAUCAUGAUUAAGAAGCCUCAGAAAUCCAAGCCGGGAGUGUUCUCUUUCCUGGACCCUUUGGCCUACGAGAUCUGGAUGUGCAUCGUCUUUGCGUACAUUGGAGUCAGUGUCGUUCUUUUCCUGGUCAGCAGAUUCAGUCCUUACGAAUGGCAUUUGGAAGAUAAUAAUGAAGAACCUCGGGACCCCCAGAGCCCUCCUGACCCUCCUAAUGAAUUUGGAAUAUUUAAUAGCCUCUGGUUUUCCCUGGGUGCCUUUAUGCAGCAAGGAUGUGACAUUUCUCCAAGAUCUCUCUCGGGCAGAAUUGUUGGAGGAGUUUGGUGGUUCUUUACCCUUAUCAUCAUCUCUUCCUAUACUGCCAACCUCGCUGCUUUCCUAACUGUGGAGAGGAUGGUGUCGCCCAUAGAGAGUGCGGAGGAUCUGGCCAAGCAGACUGAGAUUGCCUAUGGAACCCUGGACUCAGGCUCGACCAAAGAAUUCUUCCGGCGCUCCAAAAUAGCCGUCUACGAGAAAAUGUGGUCGUACAUGAAAUCAGCCGAACCCUCGGUGUUUACCAAAACCACGGCCGAUGGUGUGGCCAGAGUGCGGAAGUCCAAAGGAAAGUUCGCCUUCCUGCUGGAGUCAACCAUGAAUGAGUACAUUGAGCAGAGAAAGCCGUGUGAUACCAUGAAAGUUGGUGGAAAUCUGGAUUCCAAAGGCUAUGGUGUGGCAACCCCUAAAGGCUCAACAUUAAGAACGCCUGUAAACCUUGCAGUAUUGAAACUCAGUGAACAAGGCAUCUUAGACAAGCUGAAAAACAAAUGGUGGUACGAUAAGGGGGAGUGCGGAGCCAAGGACUCCGGGAGUAAGGACAAGACCAGCGCUUUGAGUCUGAGCAACGUGGCCGGCGUGUUCUAUAUCCUUGUUGGAGGCCUGGGGCUGGCCAUGAUGGUGGCUCUGAUAGAAUUCUGCUACAAAUCUCGAGCGGAAUCCAAACGCAUGAAACUCACGAAGAACACUCAAAACUUUAAGCCUGCUCCUGCCGCCACAACCCAGAAUUAUGCCACUUACAGAGAAGGCUACAACGUGUACGGAACAGAAAGUGUUAAGAUCUAGGGUCCCUCCCCACUGGGAGCAUGUGACAGAAUGAUUCACCGAAAAAAGUGGCUGCUUCAAGGAUCCCGAGCCAGAUUUUUCUCUCUCCUUGGUGUCAGGCAUGACACGAAUAUUGCUGAUGGUGCAAUGACCUUUCAAUAGGAAAAACUGAUUUUUUGUCCUUCAGUGCCUUAUGGAACACUCUGAGACUUGCAGAAGUGCAAAUCAUCGUGGAAAUGGUCUUGCUUUGCUUGAAAAUCUAACAGACACACAAGCUAACAUACACACACAAGGUGGAUGGGCAAGAUUCUCAAAUGGAAAUAAUUCUUGUAAAAACAAGCAGUUUCACAAAAGCCAUUCUUUGAUAUCACAGUAUAUAUCACAUCCUCAGUAAAUGUCCAUCCUGUUCUUUGACAAAACCAAACCAAUUACCUGGAUUCAUUUCUAUGAAUACCAGCCCCUUCCCCUGCCCAUGUUCCAUCGUAGCUAAACCAAUUUGAAAUCUUUGUCUCCCAUCACUUGAGAAGCCGACUGGCACUUCUAGUAUCGGUUGCUCCCCAGAUGUUUUGAGUAUUCCCUAUCGGCAGAGAUUUUCUAUCAGCCCUAUAUCCGUUCAACCUUCCUGACAUGUGUAUAUCCUAUGACCAUGAACACAACCCUCUGAGAAAAGAGAAUUCAAACACGCUGGACCCGUGACUUCUCUGCAGUUGGUCGGCAACCAGACUCCUUGGAAGACUUCUGUGAUUUCCCAGUUGGUGAAGGGAUUCCCUCUCCCAUGGGUGGCAAGGGAACAGGACACGUCUUCUAUCAGGCAUACCUCUUGGUGCUUUUUUUCCCAAUGGAUUUCAAGCAGCUUGCCAAGAAGCCCAAUCACUUUUCUUGCUUUCCGUAUGUAUUGGAAUCCCCCAUAGCUGAAGAGUUAGCAAGCACUUAGGUGAGAGAGACGCUGCUCCAAGCUGUGUUUCGAAUCACUUUUUUCUCAGAACCAACACUGUGUUUGAGCUCUGCUUUCUCUGAUAAGUAUGCCUUUCAAGGGUCCAGCAAUGGAAAUAGGCUAGCAUUUCACAGAGAGCUUACCAUUUCCGCACUUCCUCCAGCUCACUUCUCUCUUGCUAGAUGUGGCCCACCACCUGUCAUUGCCUGUGACUGCCCUUGGCACUUCAUCCCAGAUUGCAUGCGUCCUUUCCUGGUUGGCAAAGGCGAAAAAUAAAGAAAUUCAAGGCGUGUUCUUGAUCCUACCGCUAAACAGAGAUCCUCAGCACCACUCACUUGGGAGCCUCAAGAUAGAUCAGUCUCCCCACUGGGAUGCACUGCCUAGAGGCCACUCCACUCCAUCUAUAAAUAAGUAAAUAGACCCAUCUGUACUGCAGAAUUCAACUGAGAAGUCUAAACAAGUCCAGUCUCCUCGCACUAAUCAAUUACUUUCUAGCUAGCAGUCUGCUUUUGGCAGUUUUUUAGUCUUAGCUCACUAAUGAUGAGUGCAUAUUGGAAGUGAGGAGACCAGAAAGACUGGGCCCAUUUGAGUCCUCUCCCAAAGCUGGACUCUUGGGCCCAGAACUGGAGUAUUUUCAAUUCAGUCUUCAGAAGGAAACGGAGAUGAAAAGUCCCAUCGGAUGAACCGUUAAAACCAAGAAAGUGUAACAUAAACUCAUUUCCCCAAACCGUUUGAUAAAGAGAAGAACUCACCUGGCAAGUACUAAAACGGUAUUGAACAAGGACAGAACUGUUGGGGGAAUCUCCAUUUUUUUCAUGAAACUGUGAUUUUCAGCUUUGGAAUGCUAUAUAUCAUUCCCCACAGCAGGAAGCUACAGCUGUGCGUGACAACGUUGUAUAACACAAACUGGCCUUGGACAGAGAGAAAUGGCUAUCGAUGUAAGCUGUUCCAUUUCUCGGCAUGAAAACUUCACCAGGGUGAAGGGCCGGUAACUCAGUUUGUUAUUUUUUUUUUAAUUUGCAUGUAUAAACUUUUUAAAAGUAUGGAUGGCUUCAACUUCCUGCUACUAACUUUAAGCUAUGAGAGUUCACGCAGUAGAGACUUGAGGAUUCGAUUUCUUUAGGGGUUCUUUUCCUUUUGUCAGCCAAACUGCACUAGAGUGAACAAAAAAAAAUUCCCAAGCAAACUAAUGGCUAUCAAAGCAUAAAUUGCAUGUGUGGGCAAAGUUCCCAAGCCUCAAUGUAAUGGGGGUAUUGUACGAACAAUUUUAGUACAUUUUGUAAAUAAAAUUGUAAAGAAAA
Molecule: messenger RNA, 6277 nt
Organism: Monodelphis domestica (gray short-tailed opossum)
Lineage: Eukaryota; Metazoa; Chordata; Mammalia; Didelphimorphia; Didelphidae
Gene: GRIA3
Product: glutamate ionotropic receptor AMPA type subunit 3
Biological process (GO): monoatomic ion transport
Cellular component (GO): membrane
Molecular function (GO): signaling receptor activity; ligand-gated monoatomic ion channel activity
Source: RefSeq, a predicted model, not a curated record